Molecule: messenger RNA, 3408 nt
Organism: Durusdinium trenchii
Lineage: Eukaryota; Dinophyceae; Suessiales; Symbiodiniaceae
Source: the annotation of a GenBank genome assembly
AUGUUCUGCCUCACAUUCCUCAUUGUCUCCUUGUUCCAUGCGCGACAAGUCAUAGCACUUUGUUUGGCCAAUGGAACUCCCGAGCACGCACGACAAUAUCUUCAAACCGAUGCUUUGGAGAAUAUGUCAGUUGGCCUACUCCUGGGCCCUUGGCAGAGUAACUUCGCCGUGACCAAGAUUGCUGAGAUUCUCGUGACUGAGGUCCUAGGUCUACAUGCCAAGUUGCACUCGGAGAUGAUGGCGAAUUCAGCAGGAGCGAUUUUUGCCGUUGGUGGAUGCGUGGACUUCAACCAUGCAGACUUGGGACAAAAGAAAUGUGGCCUGCAGGAGACGCAGAUACAUGUAGCUCUCGAUGCUUGGGUUGGAGUUGCUGUGUCAGAACAAACAGCUUUCCAAAAGAUGUACCCAUCUCUAGCUCCGGAAGAUAUGGGUGGAAUGGGCUAUCGUGGAUUCGAAACCAUGUAUGUGACCCAAUCUGCAUUUCAAGAGGCCUACGAUUCAGAGGGGUUGGCUUUGAACUUCUACCUCAGCUACAAUACCACUCAUCAUGACACAAAGAGAUACUUCACAUCCAUCUCCGAUCUCAAUGUCUCGGAUAUGAUCUCCUGCGCUGAUGGCACUUCAUUCAUGAACACAGAGCACAUGGGCAACUACUACCGUUGGACAGGUGAUAUUGAUGGAGUAACACUGCAGCUUGAUGGGACUUACAUUGGCAAAUGCUCCGGCCCGGGGGGUUACUGGUGGCUGGCGCCUUCAUGUCGACAUGAUGUGAUGGCCUGCAUCCCUUUGGUCACAGCUUCCAAUGGAUGGUUUCUUCAACCGUUGCUGCAGUGGUCAACAGCCUAUGGAAUCCCUGCCGCGGUCGGGAUCAUUCCAAGCUUUGCUGAUUGGUCCAGAACUGUGAAAACGACUCGAUCCCUCUUCUAUUGGUGGGUUCCUGACACGACAUUUCUUGAACUCCAACCAGAAUCCAUUGUAUUCCCACCUUUCCGUGCCUCAGAGUGGGUUUUGGGAAACAAAAGGACCUCUGGAUCUGGAACCUACAUUGCAAAGCUGACCAGCCCAAAUUUGCGCCAGAAAUCUCCCCGCUUGCGAAGCUUCAUUUCCAAAUUGUCGAUGGACUUGAACACUGUGAUGGACAUUCUCCAGGACGUUCGCACUUUGCCACUUUCUUCUUUGGAUGCUUGGCAGGAUCCUGCAUGCAGCUGGAUCACAAGACACGAGCACAUUUGGUCCAAGUGGAUUCCUGUUGAUACCAACUGCUUCUUGGGCUUUGGAGUGGUCGAUGAGCACGGUACUUUCUUGCCAUCCAAGACAGGUGCCGUAAGCUGUGAUGUGUGCCCACCAGGUACCUUCUCAGAGGAGCUUUCUGACGGCCAAAGCCGUCGUUGUACUCCAUGUCCACCUGGCAGCAGCCAGAGUAAAGCAUCUGCUUCCCACUGUGAUGAAUGCAAGCCAGGUAGCGUGGCUGCCACGGAAGGCAGUGUUGCAUGCACGCCCUGUGGAGUGGGACUGUAUCAAGAUGCUUUUGGCAAAGCAGCUUGCGUGACAUGCGCGGACGACACCACCACAUUGCUCAAAGGAGCCAGCGACAAGGAAGAAUGUGUUUGCAAAAGCGGUUUCAUUGAAUCCAAUCGCCAAUGUGUACCCUGUGGAGAAGGAUUGACGUGCCCCAGUGGAAGCACCGUGAAGUUGCUUUUGGAUGGGGAGAGCAGUGGAGGCAGUGGAGAGGACAGGCCACAGAUUUCGCAAUCGUACUUCAGUUGGCCAGAGGAACCGCUAGAAAUAUACAAGUGCCCUGGACCCCAUUGCGCAGGCGGCACGCCAGGCACUUGCGUUGGAGGGCGGCUAGGCCCUACGUGUGACGAGUGUCCUUCCGGCAUGUACGGCACAAGCGAUGGUUGCCAAAGCUGUGGGAUCCCGAUGAUGGCGGUUUGGACUGGUGGGAUAUGUGGAGUUCUUGUUCUGGUCUUCGGAACAUACUAUUUCGCCAACCCUCGCUACAUGUUGAAGGUCUCUCUGGCAGAAUGCGCCAAGAUAGGAUUUGACAUGACCCUUGCUUUCAUGCAGAACUUGGGGGUGUUGAAUGCCGUGUCUGUCCCGUGGCCUGAAGGGCUUCGAAGCUUAUUCCAGUUCUCGGCGUUGUUCAUCCUGAACCUGCGCUCGUUGGGCUUCAACUGCGCAGCUGGUGGUGACGUGCAGCAGUACACCGCCACUGUUCUCUUGUUUUUGGGUAUUGCUUUGAGCUGGCCAUGCUUGGGAUCUCUAUCACAACUGCCCUGCAUCAAAAGGAGAGGUAUGGCAUGGGAUUUUCACAAAACUCUUGGUGUGACAGGGAGUUUUCUCCAGGUGGUGUUCACGACCUUGUGCAAUGUUGGACUAGUUCCAUUCAUGUGCUUUAGCCAUCCCAAUGGCCGCAGCAGCAUUGCAAAGUAUCCGAACAUAUUUUGUGGUGGUCCUGACCAUUUGACGAUGCAAAUACUGGCCGCACUCAUUCUCAGCAUGGGCCUCACACACUUUGCUGCUUGUUCCUGGGCCAUCAAGAAGGCACCUGCAUGGUCGACCACAUCGCGACAUCGCCUCACCAGUGUUCACUUCUUGAUUGCCAACUUCAAGCCAGGCGCAUGGUGGUUUGGCUUGAUUAUAUUGCUUCGUGGUCCCCUUAUCUCCCUACCCACAGUGGUGGCAACGGAUCUACCUGGCGUCAACCUCGCCUUAAUGAUUUGUGUGUGGCUGUCAUACUUGUCGAUCCAGCUCCUUUACCUGCCUUGGAAGGCCCCUCUCCUCAACUUGGUCGACGGUAUUUCAACAAUGCUAUUUCUGGUGCUGCUAGCAGUGUCCCUUCAUUUGGAGCCUGUGCUGCCGGAGUCGAUCUUGAUUUUGGAGAUCAUUGGCCUUGGUGUGUAUUAUUUGAGCAUUGGGGUGAUUCUGUGCGUUUGCGUCCUCUCCAUCUUCUUAAUGGUAUUAAAGCGAUGCUCGCGUUCGGGUGCUCGCACUGGACCUCGCAUCGUCAAUCUGGGUCAGUUGCCAGACCCAGAAGAAAUCCUUGAGACCAUUGAGCAGAUAUACUUCAAUUUGAAAGCAAAAAAAGACGUCACUGAACUUGUCAACAAAAUGUCAACUUCAUUGUCUGUGGAUGAUCUUCAUAUCGUACAAAAGGCAUUGAACAUCCUGUCUACUGACUGCGAGUUGGGAGGUGGCGGGAGUUCUCGCGGCCGAAUUGCAGCCACUCGAAUUAGCCAGAUGUCGAGGAAGAGCUUUGCUUCUCUGCGUGAAGAGCAGCGCCAGAAGUCUUCAGAUGAGGCAUGCGAGAUCCAACAGGAAAGCAUCGCCAGUGGAAGCAGCGAUGAAGUCAAACAAGAGCGAGAUGAACUGAAAGAUCCACCAUCAGAUGAUAUUUCAAUUUAG